UUUCCCGCUUUCUCCAGACUGCUUUUGGUUAAAAAUGCGUCGGAGUUAUGCGCCCAGUCAAACGGGUACCAAACGUCCCAAUGGCACGUUCAAAAGCCCGUUAACGGAGGCUCCGAAGCGCCCUCGACGCUGCAAUGAAACAGAAAACAAGUCCCCGCCUGCGAAAAUGUCCCUAUCAGAUCACGAGGCGAUGAUCGCCAUGAUCCUCAAGCGUCCCUUCAAGGUGCCCAUCCCAGAUUACAUUCCGGACAGCUAUGGGAAUCGAAGUUUGGGCGUUAAGAGGAGUGUCAUCCGGCGCGCUCUGCACGAUCCCUUUGCCUGCAAUGCUCUGAUCAUGUUCACACCGGCUGAGCUGAGUCAGCACGAUAAGAUUCACGUGGACAAGAGCAAGAUCCUGGUCCAUGUGGUGGUGGAUCCGGUGCUGGGCAACAUCCUGCGACCGCAUCAACGCGAGGGCGUGAAGUUUAUGUACGAUUGCGUGACGGGCGCCAAAGGGGACUUUCACGGAUGCAUCAUGGCAGAUGAGAUGGGCCUGGGCAAGACGCUGCAGUGCAUCACACUAAUCUGGACACUGCUGCGUCAGAGCCCAGAAUGCAAGCCCACGAUCAGCAAGGCGAUCAUUGUGUGUCCCAGUUCUCUGGUGAAGAACUGGUACAAGGAGUUCGGGAAGUGGCUGGGCAGUCGCGUGAACUGCCACGCUGUGGACAAUAACUCCAAGGAGGAGACCAUCAAGAACCUGGAGCAGUUCAUGGCGAACAAAGCCGUGCGAUCGGGAACACCUGUGCUGAUCAUCAGCUAUGAGACUUUCCGGAUCUACAGCGCCAUCCUCAAUGCUUCGGAAGUGGGAAUGGUGCUCUGCGACGAGGGACACCGGCUGAAGAACAGUGAGAACCUCACUUACCAGUCCCUCAUGGGGCUGCAGACGAAGCGACGAGUGUUGCUGUCGGGAACGCCCAUCCAGAACGACCUCACAGAAUACUUCAGUUUGAUUCACUUCGUGAACCCAGGAAUGCUGGGCAGCACCGCUGAAUUUCGGCGACAGUACGAGAAUCCCAUUCUGCGGGGUCAGAACGCCGAUUCGACGGAUGAGGAGCGGAAAAAGGCCACCGAGCGUCUGGCAGAGCUGACCAACAUCGUGAAUCAGUGCAUGAUUCGACGCACCAGCUCGCUGCUCACAAAGUACCUGCCCGUGAAGUUCGAGAUGGUGAUCUGCGUGCGUCUUUCAGAUGUGCAGGUGGGCCUGUACAGGAACUUCCUCAAGUCUGACUCCAUCAGGAAGACGGUGCUUAAUAAAGACGAGGUGAAAGCCAACUUGACAGCGCUGUCCAGUAUCACGUCGCUGAAGAAGCUCUGCAAUCAUCCGGAUCUCGUGAAUGAGAAGAUCAAGGAGGGCGCCGAGGGAUUCGAGAACGCAGCACAAUUCCUACCGCCGGGCUACAGCAUGCGCGAUCUCCUGCCCGAGCUGAGUGGGAAGCUGAUGCUUCUGGAUUGUAUGCUGGCCAACAUCAAGAUGAGCAGCGACGACAAGGUGGUGCUCGUGUCCAAUUACACGCAGACGCUGGAUCUGUUUGAGAAGCUGUGCAGGAAGCGAGGCUACGGAUACGUGCGCCUGGACGGCACGAUGACCAUCAAGAAGCGCGGGAAAGUCGUGGAUGAGUUCAACAAGUGCGAUUCUGAGCAGUUCAUAUUCAUGCUGAGCUCCAAAGCGGGCGGCUGCGGAUUGAAUCUCAUCGGAGCCAAUCGCCUGGUAAUGUUCGAUCCCGAUUGGAAUCCCGCCAAUGACGAGCAAGCCAUGGCGAGAGUGUGGCGAGAUGGCCAAAAGAAGCCCUGCUUCAUCUAUCGACUCCUCGCCACGGGAACCAUCGAAGAGAAGAUCUUCCAGCGACAGACGCACAAGAAGGCUCUGUCCACCACCGUCGUGGACAACAAUGAGGACGCUGAGAGGCACUUCACGCAGGACGAUCUCCGUGAUCUGUUCAGACUGGACGAGAAGACGCUCUCCGACACUCACAGCAUCUUCAAGUGCAAAAGAUGCAUUAACAGCGUUCAAACGAAACUCCCGCCAGAAGAUUCAGAUUGUACAUCUGAUCUCUCCCAGUGGUUCCAUGCGUCCACGCCAAAGGGACUCCCUGACAACAUCCUCACAGAUUCCUGGGCAGUGACCAAGAAUGUCUCCUUCGUGUUUCACCAUCGCAGCAACACGACUGUGGAAAGUUCUCCUGCGGUGUCAGAGAAAGCCUGUGAUGAGAAGCAAAGCAAGAAGAAAUCCAAGAAGUAUGCAUCUGAUGAUGAGGAUUUCGAUCCACCUGAACAGGAUGAUGAUAAGGAUGAAGAUUUUGUUCUGUAGA
Molecule: messenger RNA, 2348 nt
Organism: Phlebotomus argentipes
Lineage: Eukaryota; Metazoa; Arthropoda; Insecta; Diptera; Psychodidae
Gene: okr
Product: DNA repair and recombination protein RAD54-like
Exons: 2
Coding region: 35-2347 (770 amino acids)
Biological process (GO): reciprocal meiotic recombination; double-strand break repair via synthesis-dependent strand annealing
Cellular component (GO): nucleus
Molecular function (GO): ATP binding; ATP-dependent chromatin remodeler activity; DNA translocase activity
Source: RefSeq, a predicted model, not a curated record